This is a messenger RNA of Cercospora beticola, 2249 nucleotides long. The record is from RefSeq and is a predicted model, not a curated record. NCBI's taxonomy places the organism in Eukaryota, Fungi, Ascomycota, Dothideomycetes, Mycosphaerellales, Mycosphaerellaceae.
GCGGUUCGGAUCGAAUUGCUGGGGCAAGAGUGAUAGAUAUGGUUGUCGCGACUUCCAACACCGCAUUCUGCCUCUUUUUCUUUCGUCGGGAGGUGCUUUCCUCGAUGCAUGUGGACAUCGCGAAGCCAAUGGCUGUCAUGCUGCUGCGGCACGAUGGCACUGUCGUAUCGAGCUGUUUUGAUGACCCGCCCACAGUCUGUCAACCAUCUGGGCACUCGAUCAACUUGUACGCCUGUUCAAUGCAGGUCAAGUCGCCGUGGAAAUAGUUAUCUGAUACGAAUUGCUUUUGCUUCAAGCACCAAAGGAUCAUGACGCGGCGCACAUGCAACUCACGAGGCGAUGGUUCGCCUACGCGCGACGCGGUCAUCGCCAAGCAUCUCUCUAUCACGCCCAACCACUUCAUUUAUGAGCUUGAGAAUUGGAAGAUAUGUAUACGACAUCGCUUCAACGUGCUCAGCAGACGGAAACCGGAUACGCGUCACAUAGGCAAUGGCGAGAGGCACAGUCUACUUUACCGUGUACCUGACUCUGGCGAAUAUGGAGCGACAAGCCAUUCUCAGAACCAAGACGCGCAGCACACGAACAAAUCUGGCAGCUUCUGGAGCAGACUAACGCCACGAAGUGUGUUGAGGACAACCUUGGCUGUACUCAAGAGCAGCUACAUCAACAUACUGCUCGUCUUUGUGCCAGUGGGCAUCAUCGCAGGCGCUCUGGACUUGCCUCCUGGCGCGAUAUUCUGUCUCAACUUCCUCGCCAUCGUGCCACUUGCUGCACUUCUAUCAUUCGCCACGGAAGAGCUAUCCGAGGCCGUAGGAGCUCAUAUUGGAGGUCUACUCAAUGCGACAUUUGGCAAUGCUGUGGAGCUGAUAGUGAGCGUCAUUGCCUUGCAAAAAGAUCAGUUUCGGCUGGUACAGGCCAGCAUCCUGGGCAGCGUGCUGGUCAAUAUUCUGCUUGUCCUAGGAUGCUGCUUCAUCGCAGGCGGCAUUCGCCGCUCGGAGUCCAAGUACGAUUCAACUGUGGCCUCUAUCAUGUCAGCGCUACAGACUCUGGCUGCGGCCGUGCUUAUCGUACCCGCAAUACUAUACUGGACAAUGCAACGAUCCGCCGAUGGCGAUACAAUCGACAUUCUGGCAGUCUCUAGGGGAGCGGCCAUGAUUCUGAUCGUGCUAUAUUUCUUCUACCUUUACUUCCAGCUGUUCUCGCACAAGGAUCUCUUCCGAGAAGACGCUGGCAACGAUGACAGCGACGGCAGCGAUUUCGAAGGCGACCCACACGGUGCCGCACAGAAGGAGAGCCAUCAAGGCGGAGAGAUUCUGGGACCUACCGGGGCAUUCACCUGCAUGAUUGCUUCAAUCGUAUGCGUAGGCUUCUGCGCCGAGUUUCUGGUCAACAGUAUUGAAAGUGUUGUAGAAGAGACUGGCAUGACAACCACGUUCAUCGGCAUAGUCUUGCUGCCCAUUGUGAGCAAUGCUGCUGAGCACGUUACAGCAGUCAUUGUAUCCUACAAGAACAAGACCAAUCUCGCGAUGCUUGUCACCUUGGGCAGUGGAAUGCAAAUAGCGCUUUUCGUCACGCCGCUGCUCGUCCUGAUCUCUUGGGGCAUGGGCAAAUCGUUCGACCUGCAUUUCCAGCUGUUCGAGACUGUCGUCUUCUUCGUUAGCGUUCUAGUCGUCAACUUCUUGAUCAGAGGUGGUUCAGGCAAUUAUCUUGAGGGCGUAAUGUGUAUUGGCUGGUACAUGAUCAUUGCGCUUGCAUUCUUCUACUACCCAGAUGAUCAAUAGCAACAGAACACAUAGUGAAGGAAGCCAUUGCGGAUUGCUAUUAAGCCUCUGAGUGUUUACUAUUAAGCCUCUGAGUUCCAAGGGCCUAGGGUAGGCUCCAGCAAAUUACACAGCUUUUACUGCCUCUUGGACUCUACACUGUCUUCGGACAAGCGAGGCGAGCUUGCGAGCGAAGUGAGUACUCGGAGCUGCGAGCCUGCGAGCAAUAGCGACGACGUACGAUACCCGAGCGCGUGAGGCAUAGGCCCCUAAAAAGGAUAGCAUUAUUUCUAUUAGGCAACGAACGAGACCGAGCCGAAGGCGAGUGUCGAGAGAGGCGGCAGUGUCCCUCAAAGGUGUAGGGUAGGGCAGGUUGUUACGCCCGAUAAGAACUCAGAGGCUUAAUAGUAAACACUCAGAGGCUUAAUAGCAACUCCCGAAGCCAUUGACGCAUGCAUGCCUACUGCAUCAUAAAACCCGAAUAGUUUG